Molecule: messenger RNA, 1120 nt
Organism: Callithrix jacchus (white-tufted-ear marmoset)
Lineage: Eukaryota; Metazoa; Chordata; Mammalia; Primates; Cebidae
Gene: CAJA-DMA
Product: major histocompatibility complex, class II, DM alpha
Biological process (GO): antigen processing and presentation; immune response
Cellular component (GO): MHC class II protein complex; membrane
Source: RefSeq, a predicted model, not a curated record
AUCUAAGGCCACCCUCUGGGGGAGGGAGUUAGGGAAGCUGGGUUGGCUGGGUUGGCAGCUCCUACCUACAGUGUAGCUAGAAGAUAUGGGUCAUGAACAGAACCAAGGAGCUGCGCUGCUACAGAUGCUACCACUUCUGUGGCUGCUGCCCCACUCCUGGGCCAUCCCUGAAGCUCCUACUUCAGUGUGGCCGGAUGACCUGCAAAACCACACGUUCCAGCACACAGUGUACUGCCAGGAUGGGAGUCCCAGUGUUGGACUCUCUGAGUCCUACGAUGAAGACCAGCUUUUCUUCUUCAACUUUUCCGAGAACACUCGGGUGCCUCGCCUGCCUGAAUUUGCUGACUGGGCUCAGGAACAGAGAGAUGCUCCUGCCAUUUUAUUUGACAAAGUGUUCUGCCAGAUGAUGAUCCGGGAACUAGAGCCAAUAUUUGAUGGGAAAAUCCCGGUGUCCAGAGGGUUUCCUAUCGCUGAGGUGUUCACGCUGAAGCCCCUGGAGUUUGGCAAGCCCAACACGCUGGUCUGUUUUGUCAGUAAUCUCUUCCCACCCAUGCUGACAGUGAACUGGCAGCAUCAUUCCGUCCCUGUGGAAGGAGUUGGGCCUACUUUUGUCUCAGCUGUUGAUGGACUCAGCUUCCAGGCCUUUUCCUACUUAAAUGUCACACCGGAACCUUCUGACAUUUUCUCUUGCAUUGUGACUCACGAAAUUGACCGCUACACAGCAAUUGCCUAUUGGGUGCCCCAGAAUGCACUGCCCUCAGAUCUGCUAGAGAAUGUGCUGUGUGGUGUGGCCUUUGGCCUGGGUGUGCUGGGCAUCAUCGUGGGUGUUGUUCUCAUCAUCUACUUCCGGAAGCCUUGCUCAGACUGAUUCUUCCUGACCAGAGUUUGAUGCCAACAGCUUCAGCCAUCCAAACAGAGGGUGCAAGGUUUCUCGCAUCCCGCCCAGGAUCUCUUCUUCUCAGGCUAGAAGAAGUCUCUGUGACAUCCCUGGGGUGUGUGUGUGUAGGUUUCCCACCUGGGGGCUCUGCUGUCCCUGGGCUUGCAUCCCAGGGAUCCCAGAGUGGUCUGCCUAUCACAACCACAUCCCUUCCCUGUCAAGGCAAUAAAUCUCAUUUCUUAA